GAUGGACGAUUGUGGCUAUUACAGCAAAUGCGACUGAAUUUGCGCCACAACCAUGCGAAGGUAUAUAUGAAUUUCAUACAUAUGUGUAUUUACAUAACUAAACAUACAUAUGUACAUAUAUGGCCUGCAACCGUAUACCCUUUUGUUUUCCCAAGCGCGCCGUCACCGCCGAGGUUAGUAAAUCAGAAUAUGAAUGGGGCCUUAAUUCACUCAAUUAAUACGCGGCCUAAGUCACACAUCUAAGCUCUAGACAACAAACUAACCGAGGAAUAAAUUAGUGCUUAAUUACUCGUCCACGGGGUUGUUGACUGAACCGAGUGAAACUGACAAUUACAGUAUUACUAGAAAAGAAUAAAAAAAAAAACAAAAAACAAAAUACACAUGAAAAAACAAAAGCAAGGUAGCAGCGAAAACAAAAUUUAAAAGAGUAAAAUUCAACAAAUUGGAGUUGUGGUGUAAGUGCACGGCCAGCCGCAGUUGAAUCGAAGUUAGAAAAAAACCAAAGAAAUCGAUAUUAGUGGAAAUGCAAAUUAAUUUAAGGCACACAACGUCAGCACAAAGUAAUAAAAUUAAUAUCAAAGAGGGCAAAGAAAAAGUUCAGAUGAAAAAGGCGAGAAAUGUUCUGUCUCAACAAUGAUUUAGCAAUGGGAUUAACAAAUUAUUUUCAAUAAAUUGCGAAAAUGUUACAGUGUAAUUGCAGGCAUUACAGUUAUCGGAUUAAUUUUCAUUGAAGGUAGAUUUAGCAGUGGAAAAGAUUUGAAAAAACCGAAAAAGCAGAAGCAGCAGUGAGAAAAUGAGAAAGGCUAAGAACAAUAAGAUGCUGAUGCACGGGCUAAUAUUGGUAACUAUUUUGGCAACUGCCAGAAGCACCGAAGCAGAAAUUACAAUGGAAGCCGCUUUUCAAGGUCAUUGCGGUCACACGAGUCCCUGCGAACAGUUGUGCUAUGAAAUCCACGACGGGAUGUACGAGUGCGAUUGCAUAGAAGGAUAUGAGCUGAAUAAAAAUGGCUACAGCUGCCAAGUAAUAAACUCCACAGCCAACACUGAUGGGCACUCCAAAUCUGACGAGGAUGUACUUUACCAAAAGGGUGCAUCGUUUAGUGCUAAAUUAGCUAACGGCAGCGAUCGUGAUGGCGAAAUAUUUCUCAGCUAUGCACCUUCGUCAUCAGUGGCAGGUGAUGAGCAAUUGGUGGCAGCCUCAGCUUCAAUCUCUUCAGCAUCCUCCUCUUUGGAGGAUGUUGAAGCUGAUGACCGAUACAACUUUUUUGAUGAUGAUCCGAGACGCAACGAAGAGCGAACGAGGGUCAAUUCAAACGAUUAUUACAUAUCAUCUGAAGACGUCUAUUUCAGUAAUGGGGACGAUCAAGAGUUAACUAAUACUAGCCAAGAUGUACCUGAGUUAAAACCUAAAUUGGUAGAGCAGACAACUCCACGGGACGUGAUCAGCUCUCAGCGUGUUAUAGUAACUGCCACAACUGACGACUCUUUAGCAGUGCCGCCUAAUAAAAAAUCAAUAAAAAUUCAUUUAAAAUCUGAAAUUAAACCUACUAAAAAUAUAAUUGUGUCUAAUGGAAGUAAAAUAAAAUCGGCGUCUCAAAACAUAAAAAGUAUUUCGGCGUCUACAGAAUCAAUGAAUAGUCAAAAUGAGAUGACGAACUUCUACCCUAACGACAUAAACAUGGGCAUGCCAAUAUUUGAAGGUGUCUUUGGGAAUAAAGCCAAUCGGGUAAAGUCAAGUGAAAAUACAUAUCAGGAUCAGUAUGCGGCGAACGCUGUCGAUCUGUCAAAACAAAUGUCAAUAACGAAUAAAGAUAAUCAUAGCAAGAAUACACAGUAUUCAGCAGGGUAUACUACUUACGGUGUGCAAGAAAGUGGACCAUUUAAGGUAAUAACAGAUACGUUAAACAUAUCGAGAGGGGACAGCUUUAGUGUUAAAACUGGACACAUUUGUGACUUGGAUUGUGGAGCUGAAGGAGUGUGCGAACGCGUUGAUGACUCUAAUAGUUGUUUAUGCCCCUUUGGCAAAAGUGGCGACAGUUGUUUGGAGGAAAUCAAAAUUCGAACUCCUAAAUUUUCAAAGCAUUCAUGGUUAGCGUUUCCGGCACUCAGAGGUGCAUAUAAACACGUACAGAUACGAGUUGAAUUCAGACCAGAGUCUUUUGAUGGUAUUCUUUUGUUGAGCGGAGAGAGAGAUGAUCUGACUGGAGAUUUUAUGGCGCUUCUUUUGAACAAGGGUUUUGUAGAGUUUUGGUUCGACUGCGGCUCUGGAGUUGGUAGCGUACGAUCUCGGGAAACAAUAUUGCUGAAUGAGUGGAACUCCGUGAUAAUCUACCGUCACCGGUGGGAUGCCUGGUUGGUGCUGAACCACGGAACCAAAGUACAAGGUCGCUCGAAUGGCCUCUUUUCUCGAAUCACUUUCCGUGAACCUGUUUUCCUGGGUGGCACUGGCAAUAUCACUGGAUUGGCAAAGCGUUUACCAGUCGUCGGUGGAUUUAUUGGCUGCAUAAGACGAUUCGUGGCAAAUGAACAUGAGUAUAAAUUUGAGGAGCAUCCCUUGGGAGAUGUUACGAAAGGUUUUGACAUACAGGACUGUGCAACUGACAAAUGCUUCAAAUACCCCUGUCAGCAUGGCGGCAAAUGUUUGCCCUCCGAUCAGGGUGCCGUUUGUCUAUGUCCCAUAGGAUUUGUGGGUGAUAUUUGUGAAAUACGUAUGGAUCUCCAGGUGCCAGCUUUUAACGGCUCAUCUUACCUUCACUAUGCGCCCCUCGGCGAUAGUGCACUUAUUUGGUUGGAGUUGAAGGUAAUACUGAAGGCUGAACAUCCCGAUAGUUUGAUUCUCUACUCAGGAUCCCAGAAGCAUGGUGAUUUUAUCGCUUUAUCGUUAAGUGGAGGUUUCGUUGAGUUUAUCUUUGAUCUAGGCAGUGGUCCCGCUAUAGUAAGGAGCGAGUUUCCUUUGACGAUUGGACAAUGGCACACUGUGAAAGUAUCUCGUACAGCUCGAUUAGCGGUGCUUAAGAUCGAUACGUUUCCGGAAGUGAUGACAAUCUCAUCAAAUGGCUUCUGGCAUCUAUCUUUGCCUGAAAACAUAUUUUUAGGAGGCGUGAGCCACGUAGAUAAAUUACCAUUGGAUCUAAAGUCCAAACCGUUUUUUGUUGGUUGCAUUCAGAAGAUUGACAUCAAUGGCCAUUCCUUGUCUAUUAUAUCGGAAGCUUUGGGUGGGACCAAUAUUGGAAAUUGUCCACAUGCGUGUGUUGCAAGGCCUUGUGGUCCUCUUGCCGAGUGCAUACCGCAAAUGGAGAGUUAUGAAUGUCGUUGCAACGCUUUUCACAGCCAGUGCAAUAGGGCACCCGAGGUGGCAAUGGAGAAGUCACAAAUAAAUAGAGCUAAGAAAAAAGAUAAAGACACAAUUGGAAGCGGGAAACAUCAUUCAUUGCCCAAAAAGACAAAGCCAAGCGGUCGCUCAAAACUCUACUUAGCUAAAGUGCAUUCUAAAAUUUCAAAACUACCUACGUCGCCCCAGACUGUAAGUAACACCUUAGCAGUGCGCACAAUAUCUAAAAAACAAGCCCAAUAUGGUCACGACAGUAAACAAAUUCAGGCCCGACAGCCUCUCAGCGUGGAAGAUGAUGUUGUCGACAAAGAAGACGAUAUUAUAUACCGCGAUGCUCAUCGUUUAGACAGUCAAUAUGACGACCAUGAGCAACCACUUGGCAGGAAACAUAGCUCUAAAAUCCCCUACUAUAAACAAAAAAGUUCGGGCCAAAAGCUGAAGCAAGAUAAGGAGACGGACUUGCUGGUUAAGCAUCGAGACAAUUCAAAUGAUCGAGACCAGAAAGAGCACUACCAUAAAGACCGAUUUAAUUUUAAGCUGAGUAGACUGCCAACGCACUAUGAAAGCUUCCAGACGAACCCGGAAGUUGACAUCUUGACAUUCGACGAUAAUGUUGAAGUGGAAAUUGGUGUAAACCAAGCCCCGGAUCAUGAAAAUGUGCAAAAUAGCGAGAACGAAAAUGAUAGCAGCAAUAAUGAUAAUAUCGUGCAAGAUUUUUCUAAGAAAAAUAUAAGGAGCAUGCACUCCGAUUGGAAACAUAAUGAAUAUGGAAGCGAUCGUAGGCACGCUCACGAUGCAAUGAAUGAAGAAACGAAAUCUGAACCAUUCUUUAUGGAUGAAGCACUGUUUGACGCAAAAGGCAGCUCUGAAGAUUAUCACCGUAAAGAACUGGUUCAAGAUAUGCGACGUAUACUUGCAAAUGGUCCGGAAGAUCUUGCUAAUAAAAAAGAAUUGAACCUUGUCGUGAAUGAGUACGAUUACGAAAAAGAGGAUAGCAGCCAAGAAGACGUAAUGAAAUUUACCCCAAAUUAUAAAAUAAGUGAUGGACAGAACUUAAGCAAUUCGGAAGAAUUUGGUUUAGAUUUUGGAGAAACUAAUGACGAUCUCAUGGAACCGGUGCAAAUGAUCGCUAAACAGGUCACAGUAGUCGAACCAAUCAAACCGUCAACCACGCCCGAUACUCAAACAGAUUGGAGUCUGCUGAAAAAGUUGCAGUUGCCGGCAGAUCAUCAAAGCCAGUUUGCUGGAGUGCGAAAGAAUUUCGGUGCAUGUUUUGCCGGAGAAGACAGCUAUUUCCACUACAACGAUGCCGAGACCAUGAGCCAGAUCAUUAGUUACAAUGUAGAUUUCAACUUACGCAUCAAGACUCAUUCCCAGAAUGGGGUGAUACUAUGGACAGGUCGACAAGGUACCACCGAAGAUAGCUCCGACUUUUUGUCUUUGGGGAUUGAAAAUGGUUAUUUACAUUUUCGCUACGAUUUGGGCUCCGGAGACGUGGACAUUAGAUACAAUACGAGCCGAGUUAGCGAUGGCCUUUGGCAUCGGGUUCGGGCAAUCAGGCACACUCAAGAAGGUUAUUUGGAAGUAGACGGCAGAAAAACAAUAACUCAGUACUCGCCCGGCAAAUUAAAACAAUUGAACACGGACACGGGACUCUAUGUUGGUGGCAUGCCCGAUGCACUUUAUUUUACACGUCGGAAAUAUUCAAAUGGCUUUGUAGGCUGUAUCUCGGAAAUUGUGCUGGCCGGGGAACUGAAAUUGAACUUUGACCCGAACACGCUGGGGACUGCACACAAUGUUGAGACGGGAUUGCUUUGAAAAACCGUCAUAAAUACCUACCAACAACGGUCAAUACUCCUGACAUUAGUUUAAUGUUCUGUUUCAUUUAGAACAUUUAGAGUUCAGUUUGUACAAAGAGAUGAUUUUACAUUGAAAAAAAUCUAAAUUAGUUCAACCUAGAUUGUAGCUAACUAUAUACAUACAUAUACUGUAAUGCACACAACCAAACAAACACAUACAUACAUAUGUACAUGAAAAAACACGUACCACAUAGUAUAUUUUAAAGAAUGCUUCACCUAAGCCUGUGACUGUCAAUAUUUAAAUUACAAAAAAAAAAAAAAAAAAAAAAAAAAAUACAAAAAAAUAUA
Molecule: messenger RNA, 5478 nt
Organism: Anastrepha ludens (Mexican fruit fly)
Lineage: Eukaryota; Metazoa; Arthropoda; Insecta; Diptera; Tephritidae
Exons: 20
Coding region: 794-5149 (1451 amino acids)
Molecular function (GO): calcium ion binding
Source: RefSeq, a predicted model, not a curated record